Molecule: messenger RNA, 2891 nt
Organism: Pecten maximus
Lineage: Eukaryota; Metazoa; Mollusca; Bivalvia; Pectinida; Pectinidae
Exons: 5
Coding region: 227-2452 (741 amino acids)
Source: RefSeq, a predicted model, not a curated record
CACUGCAUAUACAUAAUGAGAGAGCAAAAAUGGAAAAUGUUACUUGGCAUUGUGUUGUGUCUCUGUAUUAGAAGUCACUUAUCGUUUACAUAUACUGUUCAGUAAAGAGGCCAACAGCUAUUGCAAGGAUACCCGUCAUCAUUGACCCUAGUUAUUAACAGUGUGAUAAAUAUCUUCAAACAAAUUAGCUAGUAACAAAGAUUUAGGAUUAUCGGUGUCACCGGAAAUGACGUCAGUUAACACUCAGGCGCACCUAAUACAUGAUUCGGGUGGUUGGUUUGACAAUCAUACGAGUUGCAGACAUACACAUAUAAAAAAUUAUCUUGUGAAUGACAACAUUACAGUCGAGAGAAUGCCGUUCACAACUACUGGAGACGAUGAUUCGACAUAUAUGGAAGAAUACGGAGGUAAUGCAACCGAACGAAAUGUGAGAAUCGAGAUAUCUAUGAAGUCCGAAGAAGAUUUCGACUCAUUAGUAUCUGAAAUGUCAUUUGAGAAUGGCGGAGACGCACGAGACAGCACAAACGAAGCCUUUGACUAUUCUGAAUCUGAAUGUUAUGAAAACGAUAGGGCAACUAUUUGUGAAACAGAUGAGAUUGAAUAUCAGUCGGAUCCGACAGGAUAUGACGCAGUAGCGAUUGACAUCCCUUACAAUAGUGAUAUUGGAGGGAAUAGGCCCGACCAGAACUCAAAUGUUUCCAGUCAUUGCAUUAAAAACAAUAUCAAGAAUUUUCCGAAAUACAAGAAAAUUUUGAACUCUUGUCUGCCAGUGAAAGAAUGUUACAAUUCUGAAAUUGUCACAAACAGUGGUAACAUACACCUUUCUCGUGAAGAUAAACAAAGGAAUGUUGUCAUGAAUAGUCAUCAGGACGCACUCGAUGCUAAUGGUGACAAAGUUCACGUAAAUGAUGACGAUUUUAACUCUGGACAAUUCACAGCGGAAAAGGAAACAGACAACAGCUGGGAAAGCAACAAUGCACACUAUUAUCUAUCGUGUUCAUCAAUUGGUGAUAACACGUAUACAAGGGAUAGUGGAUUACAUACAUGUGAUGAGAAAAAGGCAGGCCAUAUGCAUAUUACAGAACUUUCCAUAAAGAAUAAUAUAGAACCUUCUAUUGAAAAUGAACACAUUGAAGAUGAAGACAAUACAAUGUCGUUAAAAGAGGACGCUAGACUAAGAAAUAUGUAUACAUAUAACUGGACGCAAGGUUUACCACAAAGUGAACUAUUCCAAACAGAGGUGGCUAUAAGUGAUGUGACAAAUCUACAUGAAGAGUGCAAUAAUUCAGCCGACGAAACUGCCGUAGAGGGAUCUGGUUUAAGUGGAUCCAGUUCACCAAACACGAUGGAAUCUGAGUGUUUUUUUUCGCCCGUUGAUGAAAUGCGACACGACAUGCGAAAGUUCUCUUGCUGUUCGAUAUCCUCCAUAUCGUCCUUGUCAAUUGCCGAAUUUCUUCUGGGGCCAUAUUCUAAAAGCUCAACCCCAAAUAUAUCUCUGCCACAGACACGACAAGCUUCGAUAGAGGAGAUGGAAGAGCUUUCUCACUCCAGGCGAUCGUCCUUAUCAUAUGCAGUAUACUCCAGAAGAUCUUCUUUAACAAAUGCAUCGUGUGGAGUUCUUCCAAAUUUCUCUCGACGAUCUUCCCAAUCUAGCGUUGGUCCUUCUCGACCAACAUCUCCUUUUCUCGAAGAACAUUCACUAUCUGCAGUAACCGAGAUUUCAAGCAAAGCGUCAACUCUUUCACAGAUAUCGUCCAUGUCUGUCGAUUCAGAGCCGGCUUUCCUUCUCAAGAAAUCCUCAAUUGUGGAUCGACGUAUCUCUGAUGCGUCCGAAAUUUCCUCAAUAUCUCUUUCUGGUAUAUUUGGCGAACGAGAGUCAAUGUUCACGAGUCCUUUCGACCAAAUGGACGAUAAAGAAAGAAAUGAUAGACCCUCGCCGUCACCGUUCGGCGAUCAGUUAAAAUAUUUCCAGGACAAAAAGAAGAAGGAGAUGUUUUUGGUGAAAGCCACAACGGCCCGCUUGGGUCUGAAUACUAGAAGGAAGAGUUACAGUCUGUGGAGGAAGGAAAACCUCGACAACAAAGGCAAACCAUUGUUGAUGAAACCGGAAAUCAAUGUUGGCCAAAAGACGGAUGUAUUUACAAAGGAAAGAGUUACUGCUAUCAAUAUGGCGAUAGAUUGGGUUCGAGAGGAAUUGCAUCAACUCAGAGAACAGGAUGAGUCGCUAGCCCAUCAGCUUCUAGACAUUAGACGAACAAUACACGAACUUAAGUUGGACUGGAGCUGUGAAAACCAUAGGGAAAUGCUGAUGGAAGCAGAAGACGAAAUCAAAGAAAAUAGGAACCUCAAACGCGUAAGUGAUCUUCCGGAACAUCAUACACUCGACUGCAUAUUGCGAGACAAGGGUAUGACGAGGAUAAAACGUGGAGAUCGAAAAUAUUCUAUAUUCUAGGAGCAUGAAAUACGAAAUCUUCUAUCAUCCACUGCCUAGGCAAUCCAACGAAGCAAUUAGGAAUUUUUCGGAAGACGAGAGUUUCGUUAAGACUGUUUAUAUACUAAGGUAAACAUUUAAAGUGUACUGCACACUUUGUACUCAUUAGUUUUUAAUCAUUUGAUUCAUUUUCUUCUGUUGUUUUUUAUAUAGCAGAUUUUUCGAAACACAUUUUAAUUAGCGUAGAACGCACACAAUGCAACGUCAUAUUUAUAUGUGGUUAUGAUGAGAUCACAGAAACCUCAACCUUUUCCCAGCUGAAAAAUAGACAUACGACAGGCAACACGGCAGGAUAUCCAAAUGUCACACAAAGGAAUGUCAAGGAGUAAGAUGUCAUAGUGCUUCAUGAUGUAAAAUUUUAUUAAAUGUUUUUUAACAAGUCAUUUUGUUAAAACUUUAA